GCCACCGCCGCCAGCAAGAGACGUCAUGUCCGCUGAGUGCUUGGGCACGGAUCCCGCUGUAGUCACCGCUGUAGUCACCGCGUAGUUUAUUUCGCGCGGGGUUAGACGUGGAACGAGUCGUGGUCACGCCGUUUCGUGCUUGUCGGCGCUUACGAGGACGAGACGCAUCGUGACCGCGGCGCCGCGCGGCCUUGUCACGGGUCCCGCUGCACAGAAGGCCUCGGGUACGAUACACACUCAAACACACACACGAUGUGCCCCAUGUGCAAGCCCUUUUGUCGCUCCGCAGCUGGAUGGAGGCCUCUUGAUAUGACCGCGAUAAAACGGCACCACGAGAGAUACAAAGUCGCUGUCGAAUGUACUGGUUGAGAAAAAGCGAACGGACGUUGUUGUUGUUGUUAAUCUUGAUCGGACCUUGGCUGCGGUGAUCGUGUCGAUCGCUCGUGUAAAACGUGACAUUCACGGAAUGCCUUUCAAAUGCGGCGUUAUCCCAGAGAUGUGUUGCCCAUCAUCAUUGCUGGAGCCCCUCCGAUGUUUGUGCUUCGUGCCCGAGCGGACGGCCCCGUCUGUACGCGAAUUACAUUCAGAGAGUCCCCGACUUACGAUAUUUCGAACUUACGAUCGAUGCAUGUGAAAAGUUUUUUUUUAAUCGCAGAUAAGAUUGUUUCCUGAAAUAAAUUUCUAUUAAAUUGCAGUUCAUAUAGGUAGGCUAAGAAUUUACCUUGUUUUUUUUUACUUUACAUUUUACUGUGCAAUACAGUAUUGUAAUUAAUAAAUACACACAGUAUAUAGUUUAUACUACGGUACUGUAAAUUUGCUUUGUUUUGCUAAAUUAUUACCAUUCUUUAAGACUCCUGGCUAGGCUAGGCCAUCUUCGACUUACGAUAUUUUUGACUUACGAUGAUGGGGUCGUCGUAACACAUCUCCAUCGUAAGUAGAGGACGACCUGUGUUUACACGGCUGGAGUGUGAAGGUCUCCGCAGCUGUCGCCAACUUCUCGAGGUCACGCCAACUUCUCGAGGUCACGCCAACUUCUCGAGGUCACGCCAACUUCUCGAGGUCACGCCAACUUCUCGAGGUCACGCCAACUUCUCGAGGUCACGCCAACUUCUCGAGGUCACGCCAACUUCUCGAGGUCACGCCAACUUCUCGAGGUCACGCCAACUUCUCGAGGUCACGCCAACCUCUGGAGGUCACGCCAACUUCUCGAGGUCACGCCAACUUCUCGAGGUCACGCCAACCUCUGGAGGUCACGCCAACUUCUCGAGGUCACGCCGUGCACGGCACCAUCUGGUUGGUGUCCUGAUCGCCGCCUUUACGCGGUGGACGAAGCCCCACACGGGCGCGCGUCUUCCCCUUUCACUGCUCUCACAAAGCAAACGCCGACAUUCAAUAGGUUUAGAAUAUAAUCAAGGAACAGACAAACAUCGUGCAUGUGCUCAUGGCUCCUGUAAAGCUUUCCAGCUUGAGAGACGGAGGCACACGUGGAUCUUACAGCAGGAGACAUGCAUACCUAAAUUACUCUGAAAGAUAAAAAGGAAACAUUUUCAGGCAACAAACACAAAUCAUACAUUGUAUUGGUCUUAAUCCAUGCAAUGGUUAGGUCACUGAUUGAAAUCAUGAUGAUGGAUAGUUACUUGGGUCCACACCUCUCGGAUCCCCACCCCACUCCAUUGAAUUAUAAUUGAAUUUCAGCCAAGGAAUGUAACGCAUUUAAGAAGAUGUCCACCAAGGAGAUGGAGCAAUGAAAUCAACUCAUGUGCAGGUGCUGAAUGGAUUAUGUCCAAGAUUGUGAGAGGUGGUGGCAGCUUAGGAAGGCCUUCAUCCAGAUGUGCAUUGGUCAUUCCAUGAUGGUUAUGAUAUCUUUACGAGAGUUAUUGUGACCUCAGAAAGCCAAUGCAUUGCGACUUUUAUACUUCGUUGAAAAGUGUUACAUUGUAUUAUACAUUUGAAUCAUAUAAUAUUGUAUAUGUCGGUGGUGGACGAUGGUGUUUAUAUAUUUAAAAAAUUGUUUAUCAAAGCUGAUGUGCCAAAAUGUUAUUUCAUGAGCUAGCAAUUCACUGGUGAUUGAAGAGCUCCCAUGCAGUCACCAUCUCUCAGAAUCUUUUGACGCCACAAUUUAUAUAGUACCUGUGCAUGAGCUGACUUACCUUUGAUGGCUGUCAUCAUGAACUUGACUCCAUACCCAGUACGCCAGAACUAAGAACACAUGCUCUGGGUUACCUGGCACUUCUGGGGACCCGCAUCAGUAUUUCAUUUAAUAUUGUUGAGAAGGUUAAACUGCUUCUGAUUAACACAUCUGGAAAGACAAUAGACAGAUAGGCUUUUAUUAUAAUGUACUUUUAGUUCAACAUUCUCCAUUGAUUGUAACACCACUCGCUCCUUUUUGAAGCCACUGGCUCUUCAUUGACCUUUUGCAUAUCUUGUGUCAUGUUUGCUUGUCAAUUUGUUGCAGUUGGGUAGCUGCUGGGAGUCAUUGAAAGCUGUUGGAAGCAUGUCGCAUUCACAGGCGAUUCGCAUCAUUUACAUCACCGUGGCCCAAGUGACAGGAAAAAACACAAACCAAGUGGAGGUGGCAGGGAAGAUUCUGAAUCAUGUGGAUUAUGGAAAUGAUCCUUUAAAUGAAUCUAUUUUGAAAAAUAAAUCGGCUACAAAUGCAGAGAAGAUGUACAUGUGUGAGCAGUGUGGAAAAACAUUUUCAAGUAAGCGUACGUUAGCUGUCCACCAGAGAAUACAUGCAGGAGUGAAGCCAUACAUGUGCAAACAUUGUGAAAAGCGAUUUUCUCAAGGUCAACACCUGAAGGCUCAUUUGAGGACCCACACUGGAGAGAAGCCUUUUAUAUGUCAAGACUGUGGAAAACGUUUUUCACUUAAAUCCACCUUGAAGACACAUUCGUUGACACAUUCUUUAGAGAAGCCAUUUGUUUGCAAUGACUGUGGAAAAGGGUUUUCAAAGGCUUCUUACAUGAAGGUUCAUCAGUUGACCCACACCGGAGAGAGACCAUAUGCAUGCCAAGAUUGUGGCCAGAGGUUUUCUCAGCCUUCUUCCCUCAAAACUCAUCGGUUCACGCACACUGGAGAAAGGCCAUUUAUAUGCGCAGAUUGUGGAAAAAGGUUUUUACAGGCAUCCACCCUGAAGGAACAUCAGAAAAUUCAUACUGGAGAGAGACCAUAUGUUUGCAAAGAGUGUGGGAAGAGUUUUUCAUAUUCAAGUGCCAUGACUGUCCAUCAAAAAACACAUACAGGAGAAAAACCUUUCAUAUGCAAAGAUUGUGGAAGGGGUUUUGCGCAAAAGCCUCACUUGAAAACCCACCAGCGGAUACACACUGGAGAGAAGCCAUAUGAAUGUAAUGUUUGUGGAAAAAGCUUUUCGCUAAAUUACAAUCUUAAAGCUCAUCAGAAGACUCAUCUUAAAGGAGAUGUAUGCGAACAAAACAAAUUACAAAGUGAAAAUGUUGAUGCUAUCCAGGUGCAGUCCAUCCAAAAAGAGAACUUUCAGUAUGAUGGAGGUAAUGUUGGAUGUAAAGAAAUUUCAUAUUCACAGGAAAUCCAAGUAGCUUGUCAGAUGUGGGAAGAUGAAAAAACGAAGAACACCAGACAAGAGGAAUCGCAUGACGUUGAAUGUGGAAAGUUGGCUGAACAUUCUAACCAUAAGACCCAAGGGUCUCAAAGUGCAGACACUGUAUGUGAGCAAGAUGUCUCAACAGAGUGUGCUGUCGUAGAGAUAUCACUCGUAUCAGGCCUGGAGUGUAAAACUACUGAAGUGGACGUUGUAAAUUGUGAAGAGAUGGUGGAAACACAUGGUGGAUGUGCUACUCAGCAACUGUGGGCAGAGGUGAAAAUAGAAAACAGCAGCAACGAGGCUGCCAAGAGGACACUCGUUGAGGAAGAGUAUGAGAAGGAGCUAUUAGAUGGUUCUAUUCUGAAUACAAAUGGUGAAAAUGUUACAAAAAGGCCUUACAUGUGUGAGCAUUGUGGUAAGAGGUUUUCUGAUAAACGUACUUUAGUUGUUCAUAUGAGAACGCAUACUGGAGUGAAACCAUAUAUCUGCACACACUGUGGAAAAAAAUUCUCUCAAGGUCAACACCUGAAGGCUCAUAAAAGAAUACACACUGGAGAGAGGCCUUUUAUAUGCAAGAUAUGUGGGAAAGGAUUUGCAUUGAAAUCCACAUUGAAGGCACAUGAAUUUACACAUAGUGUAGAGAAACCGUUUAUUUGCAAACAUUGUGGAAAAGGAUUUUCACUCAAGUCUACUUUAAAAAAUCAUGAAAUUGUACAUUCUGGAGAGAAACCAUUUCUCUGCAAGGAAUGCGGAAAAGGAUUUUCACAGGGAUCAUCUCUAAAAAUCCAUAAAUUGACUCACAAUGGUGAACAGCCAUUUAUUUGUCAGGAAUGUGGAAGGAGGUUCUCACAAACUUCUUCUCUGAAGACUCAUCAGUUGCUGCACACUGGAGAAAGGACAUUUGUUUGCCCGGAUUGUGGAAAAAGAUUUUCAUUUCCUUCUUCUCUGAAACAACAUCAACAGAUGCACAGUAGUGAACGACCAUUUAUCUGUAAGGAGUGUGGGAAGAGUUUUUCAUACUAUAGUAACUUAAAGGUCCAUCAGAAAACACAUACUGGAGAUAAACCUUUUACAUGCACACUAUGUGGCAGGGGUUUUUCACAAAAACCUCAUCUCAAGUCCCAUCAGAGGACACACACUGGAGAAAAACCGUAUGAAUGCCAAGAUUGUGGAAAGUGUUUUUCAUUAAAUUGCAACCUGAAGGUCCAUAAGAAGACUCACAGACGACAUAUAAGUCUGUAAUAAACUUUAAGAACGCACUGUCCUUAAUCACUGGCAUAUCCUUCCUGGCUCUCAGGCUCUCUGUCUAUCACCCCAAACUUACACAGGAAAACCUUACCGAUCGUGAUUUAAUUAAACGCUUGUUUCAGAUAUUAAUGGUUUUAUAAGGUCUGUUUUCCGAACCACAGAGUGAUGUUUCGGCUAUGCGUGGUUUGACAUUGCCAAGAUUAUUGCUCGGCUUGUGAGACGCGAGUGCUGUAUCCGUUGAAAGUCACUUAAGGUGUGAAUGAAUCAAUUGUGAAAACUUCACCGUGUGUUUUUGAGUACGUUUUUGUAUUUUUUUGCGUGCGAUAAUGUAACGCAACACUCACGCGCAACGCAAAUGUUCACACAUUGGUGCAUGCAUAUAGCCGUCUACUCGUUGAGUACGUCAACCAUACGGAUACCGAGAUGGCAAAGCAUUCACGUUCAAGUAACGGUGUUGGGGGGGAGGGGUGAGCGUCGGGCCGGCAAAUUCAGUGCAGGGUGCGAGCGUUGGGCAUAUGAGUGCUGCGGUGCCGGAAGAGUAAUGGAGACGAGGGUUUUAUGUUGAGGUGAAAUUGAACGAGUACACACACUUAAGUAAUCGAGAGCGACUCGGCAUCCUUAAUUACAAUCACAAGUGCAGGCAAAGAGGGAAGGGGUGAUCAUUUCGAAAUCCGGAACACACCCCUAUUUAUCUCAAAAGCUCUCGUCGAAUAUAACUCCUGCGCUUGGCGAGGUUUUCCUGUUUCUUUCAAAUGUCAACAAGCUUGGGUGCAACUAAUUAUGUAUGCAGUAAAACUUCUCGUGGCUGAACAUGGUGAAAUCAGAAUUUGGCCCAUGCUGAUUUUUUUCCAGCCAUUGCUCUGCGUGGAAGGAUGUGGCAUUCUGUGCAACGUGCCCGAGACCAUGGGUUCACCGAAUGUUUCAGUCGACCACUUUGUCUGCUAGGAGUGACCUUACGCUCUCAUUUUUGGAUAUUACUUUUCCUAAAACAUUCAAACGUUCAAUUGGGUUUGUUUAAUUGUCAAGAGUUAAGUUAUUAAUAUUUCAAUGUUACGUAUAUUUAAUUCAUAUUUGGUUAAUUUACUGAAUUAUUUACAGUAUACUGGAAAAAUACGAUUACCACUGAAUAUUUCGUCUGUUUUUGAGAGAUUCCCACUGAUGUUAACUCUAAUAAAUGAGAAGCAUGAUGAAAGUACAGCGCAUUCUUGAUGUUUAAAAAGAAAAUACAACAUCAUUGCAUUUCCAACCUUUUUAAAUCCUUUAUAUUAAGUUCGCUUGCUUGCUUGCGUGCUUGCUUGCUUGCUUAUGACCGUGCAAAUCUUUCGGUCGUUUUUUAACCCACUUCUCGUCAUCCAAUCGAGCUGACAUUUUGCACACAGACUCGUUGUGUGUGACAAUUAAUUUUCGUGAAAAAAAUUUCCCAAAUUUUACACUGUUUAGGGAAAAAUAAUUAAAUAUUUAAUUACCAAUUGCUUAAUGGUGGCAGACAAUCAUCUGACCCAUAGGCGGUAGCCAUCUCAAGCCAGAGGACGAGAGGACUCGAGCCGCCCCGAUGCCACGCAUAUAAAGGAUUUAUAGUGAAAAACUUUGUUUUUACGGGUUACUUUUUUCGCUGUAAUGUUAGAAGCAUAUUCAUCUGAAGCCAUAUAGACUUAUUUUUAUGUAUAUAAAUUCUGUAGUGUAAUACAUGCUACCGUUACUAUUUUAAAUAGUUUUAACAUGCUCAUCCAGCUUUAAAAAUGUUCAAUGAACAAUAUUUUUUAGGUAAAUACAUUAAUUAUUACGUCCAAAAUAAAGUCGAAAUAAUAGUGAAAUGCUGUCAAAUACAAUGUUCCUUCUUACGCCUUCCUAAGCUGACGCUUGAGUCACUUGACAGGGCAUCAAUUAGUCAGUCUUGCGGGUUAUUUUGGUUAAGGGCCAUUGAGCUAACAGGGUCUGUUUCAAUGAUGACCUGAACAAAGCAGCUGAAACUGCAGCCAAGCACGUUGUAUGAGAAGGGAGGGUUUACAGAGAUUGCAUAACAAAAACAGCGUUUAUAAACAUCGCCAAUAAACAACCAGAACUAUGUGUAAUGGCAAUUUAGCAAGCCAUCCAAACUAACAUGCAUGGUAAUAUUGAGAGCAACAAUUGGAAUUCAAAAUGCUUUAAAAAAACAGCGUGAGUUCAGUUAUAUUUACUAUUUUAAAUUCUCAUUUCCAAAAACUGAAUUCUGAAAUAUCAGUCACGUGGCUUUACGAAUGGCAUUCACAAGUGUGACAGCAGUUGUGGAACAAUGCCCUCAAUGUGUGUUUUUAUUCUACAUUUGCCAAAAUUAGUUUGAUUCUUUUGGAUAUAUUUUGCAAUGUGCACGCGGAGGUCGGGAGACACUUUGAUUUUUUUACUUUUGUCGUUAAUCUCGUGGGGUUAACGUUCACGGGUUCGCCCUAUUGCGGGCAACCUUUUUGGGAUAUCAUUUUACCUAUUGCGGGGGUUUAGUUUUGGCCUUUCGCGGGUACACUGUACCCAGAAGUAUUGUAUCGUUGCUGAUACCGUGGGGCGCGGCAGGCGAGGGACGCGAGGUCGUCGGUGGCACCUCAACCUGUGCGUGCAAGCAUCUCGCGGACAAAGACUCCCCCGUUGUAGCCUUCACAGAGACUCUUGGGCUACACCCAUUUCAAACCUUUUUAAAUCCUUUAUAUUAAGUUCGCUUGCUUGCUUGCUUGCGUGCUUGCUUGCUUGCUUACGACCGUGCAAAUCUUUCGGUCGUUUUUUAACCCACUUCCCGUGAUCCAAUCGAGCUGACAUUUUGCACACAGACUCGUUGUGCGAAACAAUGAAUGUUCGUGAAAAAAAAUUUGCACAAUUUUACACUGUUUAGGGAAAACAAAUUAAAUAUUUAAUUACCAAUUGCUUAAUACUGGCAGACAAUCAUUUGACCCAUAGGUGGCAGCCAUCUCAAGCCAGAGGACGAGAGGACUCUAGCCGCCACGCAUAUAAAGGAUUUAUAGUGAAAAACUUUGUUUUUACGGGUUAUACUUAUUAAACAGUCUGCCUCAGCAGCAGAUCAUGCUUUCGCACCUGAUGACGGACACUUGUGUUGCGCCCGAAACGUGAUUUAUUUUAUUUCUACCUACGUGACUUUACCGAAAGAACCAAAGAGUAUGGAUUCCUGCAGUCACGAAAGCCUUCAAAUCAAGAUUUAACAGACUGUUGGAUAAAAUUUUGACUUAACUUUCGUGACUGCAAGGAAUUCAGAUUAUUGGUUCUUUCGGUAAAGUCACGUAGAUUAAAAAAGUAAUAAAAUGUAAAAUAAUUAAAAAAACAUUUCCGUGACUUUACCGAAAGAGCCAAGAAUGAGAGACUGUUGGGGCAAGUGCUGUCAAACGAGCAGCUCCUAUGAAGGCCGGAACGGCGCACGAGGGGGUCGGUGGCCAGCACCGCCUUUGUCUCUCCAGGAACAAUGUUUUCACAUUGCACCAGGUACUCAUUUGAGGCUGAGCCGACCUAGGGGAGACCCAGAACCGAUUAAGAUAAUCGUCAUUAGUGUUUGACGUGAGCGGGGAUCAAACUCAGGUAGCCAGGUUUGCAGUAGGGUGUGCUAAUUGUAGCGCUACUGCUCAUUAUUGUCUCGGAAUGUUUUUUGUAUUUGGUUUUUGUAUGUUUAUUUAAUUUUUUGGUUUUAGUUUAUUUGGCAUGCAGUACAGUACUUACAAUUGUGAUGUGUUCAUAUUUGGUUGCCGUGAACUUAACCCCAUUGUUUAGGUAAGGCUUAGGUAUUGAAUAUGACGGUUUUGACUUUCGCGGCACUUUUCAAGAACCCAACUCCCGUGAUAUCCAAGGGUCGACUGCACUUAAUUUAUCAAAAAAUUAACCCGUAAAAACAAAGUUUUUCACUAUAAAUCCUUUAUAUGCGUGGCAUCGGUUUUAUUUUAUUAUUCAUUUCUGUUUUUCUUGAGUAAGAGUUUCAUUUUUAUCACAUUGGUAUUUUAAAUUAAAUAUGAAAAAAAAUUUCCUAAAAAGUGGAAAAUUUUGGAAAAAAAUUUCACGAAAAUUAAUUGUCACGCACAACAAGUCUGUGUGCAAAAUGUCAGCUCGAUUGCAUCACGGGAAGUGGGUUAAAAAACGACCGAAAGAUUUGCACGGUCAUAAGCGCGCAAGCAAGCAAGCAAGUGAACUUAAUAUAAAGGAUUUAAAAAAGAAGGUACACUAUGUGAGAAGAAUUCAUUUUCUCAGUAUAGCAGUAUGUAAGAUGCAUUAUUUUCGGAAUGGCUUCGUGGUCAGAAGGUUUUUAAACAGGUAGUUUGCAUUUUAAGGUUUGGUUUAGAUAUCUAUGAAAUAUAAAUUCCAAUGUUGGAUAUAAAGGAAAUGCAGUUUUUACAUUAGAUUGUUCACAGAUAAUUCCAUUCAUGUGAACAUAAUUGAUUCCCAACCUACAAUGUUUCCUGUUCAAGUACUGUAUUCCAUGAUCUGGCUUUAGUUCCAUCCCCCAACCCUCCGUGUAUGUAUGUUGAAAAUGAUUUUGCACCUUAUGGAGCCAACUGCUACUCGUGUGUGUGCGCUCCUUUCCUAGUACCUGCACAUGUCCCCAAACAUUCAGAAUGUAUUUUUGGUUACAUCUGCAUUGGUUUCCUACCAUUCAAUAUAGAUGUUCAUGUGUAUCAAUUACGUUAUUCUACGUGGUUCUCUUGAUUCAUAAGUGCUUAAAUGAAUGCAUCGGUUUCCACUGAAUAGAUUGCCUUGUCAUGUCAACAAGAUGGGCAUAAUAUAUAUAAAAAAUAAAUAUUUCUGGGAUCUGAUUAA
Molecule: messenger RNA, 9589 nt
Organism: Lethenteron reissneri (Far Eastern brook lamprey)
Lineage: Eukaryota; Metazoa; Chordata; Hyperoartia; Petromyzontiformes; Petromyzontidae
Product: zinc finger protein 845-like
Biological process (GO): regulation of transcription by RNA polymerase II
Cellular component (GO): PcG protein complex; transcription regulator complex; chromatin
Molecular function (GO): DNA-binding transcription factor activity, RNA polymerase II-specific; RNA polymerase II cis-regulatory region sequence-specific DNA binding
Source: RefSeq, a predicted model, not a curated record